This is a messenger RNA of Didymosphaeria variabile, 483 nucleotides long. RefSeq lists its product as uncharacterized. Gene Ontology annotation, cellular component: mitochondrion. The record is from RefSeq and is a predicted model, not a curated record. The transcript has 3 exons. The coding region runs from base 1 to 483 and encodes 160 amino acids. NCBI's taxonomy places the organism in Eukaryota, Fungi, Ascomycota, Dothideomycetes, Pleosporales, Didymosphaeriaceae.
AUGUUCUCCCGGCGCAUUGUCGCGGCCCGCCCGCUGGCCCACGCCGGCGCGCCCGCACUCGCACGCCGACCGCAGUUCAUCCAACAAGUCCGCACCGCCCUCACCGAAGCCGAGCACGCGGAACUCGCCGAUCCGAACAUGAACGGCGGCUACAUCAACCCCCCGGCCGAGCUACGAAACAAACGCGACCCGUACGCCGACUGGUGGGACAAGCAAGACCGUCGUAAUUACGGCGAACCCGUCCACGAGGACAACGACAUUCAGGGCGCACUCUCGCUGCACGACUAUGAUCACUUCACGCCGGGCUGGGGAGGUGUGCUAUUCGGCACCUUUGUAGUGGCAGUGUUCGGGCUCUGUGGGGCUGUGAGCUUGGUUUACCCAGACAGGGUCAGUGUGCCGAAGCAGUAUGAGGACGGACUAGAGGCAGAGCUUGGUGGCCCGAGGGCUGUGAGGGCGAGGAAGUACGGCGAGGAGCUGAAGUAA